AUGGAGCUCAAAAAGACUGGAAAACGGCUAAAAACAUGUGUCCGCAGCAAAUGAAGGCCUUCUCUAUCAAAGUCAUUUUGAUUCCCUUUAGCAACAAACCCUUCUAAUGACUGUUUUAAACCGUGCCCACUGUCUCUCAUUAUCACCACGUUGGUGAAGAAUAUGACAACUUGCGAGGGAUCUUUUUGAAACUGAAGUACCCAUAGAAGCUCAUUAAUUCCGCCAUAGCAAGAUUUAUCGAGUCGUGAAACCAACAACAACUUCGCAAUGUCCAGGCAAAUGCACUCGUCUGGAUUAUUCUGCCAUUCAAGAAACAAAGAUCAGCCGAGGUUGUAUAAGGAUAGCCGUUCAAUCUUGGAAAGAAAAUAAACAGCGAUCUGCGCCCAGUUUUCACAAGCAAGAAAAUUGCCGACGACAUCAAAGUAGCAGAAGCCAAACCACCAUUAAUAGAUGUACAAUGCGUUGUGUACAAAUUUAAAUGUGAUCUGUGUGAUGUGGAUUAUGUUGGCUCUACUCCCCGACUCCCUUUCCAACGCAUUGGUGAACACAAACACUCAACUAUUGGCGCCCACAAUCAGAGGAACAAAUAUCUACGCGAACAAUUUACCAUCCUUAAGGAAAGUCGUGGGCAAUUUGAAUGCUCUUUAUCUAAGAAAAGAAACCUAGACUGA
Messenger RNA from Pocillopora meandrina, 671 nucleotides. The record is from the annotation of a GenBank genome assembly. NCBI's taxonomy places the organism in Eukaryota, Metazoa, Cnidaria, Anthozoa, Scleractinia, Pocilloporidae.